Messenger RNA from Mercurialis annua (annual mercury), 745 nucleotides. RefSeq lists its product as uncharacterized. The transcript has 2 exons. NCBI's taxonomy places the organism in Eukaryota, Viridiplantae, Streptophyta, Magnoliopsida, Malpighiales, Euphorbiaceae. The record is from RefSeq and is a predicted model, not a curated record. Bases 66 to 581 code for a protein of 171 amino acids.
UAUCCAUCAAAUCUUGGGGACUAGCUGCGACUACCUCAAAGCAGUGAGUUAGUAGCAGAUGAGCCAUGGCUAUGACAUUACUAUCAUCAUCAUCAUCAUCUCUACACUCAUCAAAAUCUUUUUUUCCCAUUCCAAAUCCAAAAUUUUCUAAAAAUUAUCCCAACUCUAAUUGUUCAUCACGUCCAUUUAUUAUCUCCACUAAACGAACCAAAGAUUUUUUAGUCCAAAGAAAAAAGAGUCAGAUUUGGAGAAUUUAUGCUUCUGCUGAUGAAGCCAGCUUAUUGCCUCCGCCGGAGACAGCGGCGCCACCGGAAGUAGUGGCGGCUAGUAAUGAUCCGACGGCGACUGUUAUAUCUACGCUUCUCUUAAUUGCAUUUGCUGUUUUGUCCAUUCUCACUAUUGGGGUAAUAUACCUAGGAGUGACUGAUUUCUUACAGAACAGGCAAAAGGAGAAGUUUGAGAAGGAUGAAGCAGCAGUUAAGAAAAAGAAGGGUGGGAAGAAGAGAAAGAUUCGGGCAAGAAAUGGUCCGAGAGGAUUUGGACAGAAAAUUAAUGAUGAUGAUGAUAUUGAUGAUUUAUGAUUAAUUUAUAAUGUUAUGUAAAACCUAUAAAUGUUGCAAUUUUGAUGAGCAAUUGUGUUUCUUUGUUGGAUUAAUUCAUUUUAAGAUCCAUCAACUGUACGGAUUUUGUUCAUUUGGUCCCUGAACUGUCAUUUGAAUUAAUAUCUCUUAAUUUUACGUUUUCA